Molecule: messenger RNA, 3175 nt
Organism: Manihot esculenta (cassava)
Lineage: Eukaryota; Viridiplantae; Streptophyta; Magnoliopsida; Malpighiales; Euphorbiaceae
Product: receptor-like protein 14
Exons: 5
Coding region: 34-2790 (918 amino acids)
Molecular function (GO): protein binding
Source: RefSeq, a predicted model, not a curated record
UAGGGAUGUGAUGGGAGACUAAUAGAGUUAUGAAUGAAUAUAAAUAAGGGGAAGGAGUGGUGGAUGGGAGCAUCGCAUUUCCAAAUGGAGUUGGCUAACAUAGCAAAGUGCUUAUUGUUGGGUGUUGUGAUUCUGUGGAUUCAAAUCCAUGGAAACAAAGGUUGCUUUGAAGAAGAGAGAUUGGCUCUCUUAGAUUUCAAGGCAUUUGUUGGAUCAAAUGGGUUUAACGCAGACCAUCUUCUUUCUUCAUGGAUUCAUGAUCCAACCAGCAAUUGUUGUCAAUGGGAGCGUGUCUUGUGCAACUCAACCACCGGUCACGUGACUGAACUCUCGCUCAACAAUACACGACAAUAUGAUCUAGAGAGUGAUUCGUUUUAUUUUGAUGAAAAUAGUUGGUAUGUAAACUUGUCAAUGUUCCAGCAAUUGAAAGAGCUCAAAACUCUUAAUUUAUCCUACAAUCAUUUCGAUUGUUCCAUUGAUGACAAAGGUUGUGAAAGAUUAUCAAAACUGAAGAAACUUGAAGAGUUGGACCUUAGUUCGAAUAGUUUCAAUAAUAGCAUCUUAUCAUCGUUGGCUGCUCUUCCAUCACUCAACACUUUAAUUCUCGCUUCCAAUUACAUGGAAGGUUCAUUUCCUAAUCAAGAAUUAAAGAAUUUGAAGAAUUUAACAUUCUUGGAUAUAAGUGAUAACAAUUUCAAUGGCACCCUAUCAUUUAAAGGAUUAUGCGGACUGAAAAGUCUCGUUGAGUUGGAUCUCGAAGGAAAUCAACUUUCUGGCCCUCUUCCAGAAUGUAUUGGCAACUUGACCAACCUCCAAUUUCUUGAUCUGUCAUUCAAUCAGUUGAGUGGCAACAUUCAAUCUAUUGUUUCUGAACUCACCUCCCUCAAGUAUUUGCUUCUUUCUGGCAAUGAGUUUGAAGGCUCAUUCUCACUUAGCGCUUUGGCUAACCACUCAAAACUUGAAGUAUUUAUACUCUCUCCUGAAAGUAGCAGGCUAGAAGUGGAAACAGAAAAUCCAACAUGGUUUCCUGCAUUUCAACUCAAGUACAUUCGAUUAUCAAAUUGCAACUUAAAUGUGAGAACUAGAGCAAUUCCUAGCUUUCUUCGUUACCAGCAUGACAUACGCUUUAUUGAUCUUUCUCAUAAUAAGUUGGUUGGAGCAUUCCCCACCUGGAUCUUACAAAAUAAUUCCAAUUUAGGAGUUAUAAAUUUGAGGAACAACUCAUUCACAGGAACUUUUCAACUGCCCAAUUUCAAGCAUGAUCUCGUUCUUUUAGAUAUUUCGAGCAAUAAUAUCACUGGUAUGCUGCCUAAGGAGUUUGGCUUGGUCCUCCCAAGACUAGAAUAUAUAAACAUGUCGAGGAAUAAUUUCGGAGGUAAUGUUCCUUCUUCAAUCAGUGAGACGCCAGCACUAUCUAUUUUGGUUUUAUCCCAUAAUAAUUUCUCGGGAGAAUUGCCAAGAAGUCUGUUCGCAAAUUGUACCAUGGAUUGUACACUGAUUCUAUCAAACAACAAUUUUCAAGGGAACGUUUUUCCUCAGGGUAUGAACUUGAGAAGCAUGACGGUGUUGGAUAUGAAAAACAACAACUUCAGUGCGAUGGUAGGUGUAGACUUGGUGAAUAGCUCCAGCCUCUCUUUUUUAGACAUAUCCAAUAACAAGGUAUCCGGUCCAAUUCCCAGACUUCUAUGUAAUCUGACCGAUCUUGUCUUUUUAGAUCUCUCAAAAAAUAGGUUGUAUGGGUCUAUUCCUUCCUGCUUCAAUUCUUCAUCAUUGCUCUUUCUGUUUUUACAAAAGAACAAUCUAAGUGGACCCAUACCCCAUGAGCUUCUUAGAAGUCCUAAUUUAGUGGCACUUGAUCUGAGGGAUAACAAUUUUUCUGGAAAUAUUCCAUCUUGGAUCGGUCAGUUCUCUGAAUUGCAAGUGCUUUCAUGGGGAGGGAAUGCAUUACACGGCCGUAUUCCUAAUCAGUUGUGUGAAUUAAGAAAUGCGAAUAUAAUGGAUCUUUCACACAACUUACUUUUUGGUUCCGUACCUGCAUGCUUUAGUAACAUUUCUUUUGGCAAUAAUAUAUCAUUUGGGAUGAUGGAAGUAUUUGAUAAAAUCGCUCCUAAUCUCUAUUUGCCAUGGGUAGAUUGGGAUUCUUCAGAAAUUGUGGAAGUGGAAUUUGCAACGAAAUAUAGAUACAACUCCUACAAGGGUGAUAUUAUCAACUCAAUGGCAGGAAUAGAUCUAUCAUGCAAUGAGUUAAGUGGCAGCAUUCCUCAAGAAAUUGGAGACCUGCAUCAAAUUCGAUCAUUGAAUUUGUCUCACAAUCAUAUAACAGGAUCUAUACCAGUCAGUUUUUCAAAUCUAAGGAGUUUAGAGAGCUUAGAUCUUGGCAACAAUAAUUUGAGUGGUGAAAUCCCGAGUGAACUAGUUGUGCUGACCUUUUUGGAAACUUUCAAUGUUUCAUACAACAAUUUAUCAGGUAGGGUUCCUGAUGGAGCGCAAUUUGGAACUUUCGAUGAAAACAAUUACAGAGGUAAUCCUGGUCUCUGUGGAGAACGCAUUCAUAAGAGCUGCAAAAGUGAUGAAGCUCCACAAACACCGCCACCAUCUGCUGAUGUAGAAGAGGAAGAUGAAGGGGGUAUUGAUAUGGUGUGGUUCUACUGGAGUUUCAGUGGAGCCUAUGUCACAAUCCUAUUGGUGUUGGCAGCAAUCCUCCACAUCAACAGGCAUUGGCGCAUGUUGUGGUUUUAUUAUGUUGAUGUUUGUAUUUAUUCAAUUUCCAUGUGGGUUUGUCAGAACUGAUUUCAAGCAAUAGUCUGACAAAAAGACACAUUGUAAUACAACAUAUAUGUAUACAUUUGGUUUUAAUGUUGAUGUUGCCCUUAUUUUGCUUCUGGUAGAAUUCUGGUUUCUAAGGAUGUUGGUCUAGUGGAAAUGGAAGAACCUUAGGGCAAUAUGGAUACUGCUCUCUAGUGUUUAGGAAGGAAAAGAACUCUAGAUUGAUGCAAUUUUAAAGGACUGGUUCUUGGGUUUACUUUGCUGCAAGAAUGCUAGGGCCAUGAGGUGCUUUCAUGGCUUCUGAAUGACGGAGUGAGCAAAUAAAAAGGUCAGAAGAAUAUGGAAUGUAAGGGAAGAUUCAUUCGCUGUACCAGAUAUGUUAUUUCAAGCCGAAUAUCUUAUCUUUUAG